Messenger RNA from Rhododendron vialii, 1624 nucleotides. RefSeq names its product remorin 4.1. The transcript is spliced from 3 exons. The record is from RefSeq and is a predicted model, not a curated record. The coding region runs from base 402 to 1220 and encodes 272 amino acids. Lineage: Eukaryota; Viridiplantae; Streptophyta; Magnoliopsida; Ericales; Ericaceae.
CAAGUGAUCGGUAAAAUCCGUCCUCUAGAAUUAGUAGAGAUACACAUAAGUUGGCUCGGACAGCUGAUCAAUUAUAAGAAGAAAAAAAAUCAUCUUAAGUUAUACUCCAUCUGGUACCAAAUAAGCUCUCACAUAACCAAACCAAACCGAACCUUAUGUCCCAAUCACUCGGGGUCGGCUACGAAAUCUUUUUUUUUUACAUACAUACAUCAAAACUUAAUUGAUUUCUUAGUCUUGUUUCCUACGUGCAUGUGUGGCCUUAUAUUUUUCAUCUCCUCAAAUCAUAAACCACUUAUUUGAAGACUAUGCUUAAACCCUUUCCUCUUUCUCUCUCCACCCUCUUCUCCAUUUUUUUCUCCUUUAUUCUUUAAAUCACUCACAACCCUGAAAACCGCUUUGAUAUGUCGAAUGAUCACCAAAGGGAAGAGAGUACCACUGGUACAGUAGAUCAAGAUGAUCAGGAAUAUAUUAGAGACAUCCAUGCCUUGACACCACCUCACCCACCACCGUCGGCCGCCCGGAACCGCCUGAGAGAAGCUUGGGAAAGAAGUAGAUCAUCGUCCAUGGCCAGUGAAGGAGCAUCAAGUGAGAACUUCACAACCAUGAGUAGGGAGUUCAGUGCCUUAGUCAUGGCAGGGUCAUCCAUGGGGAACACUAUCAUUGGAAGUGACAGUGACGGUGGGAAUAACCACAGCCUAGCAAGAAUUGGGGAAGACGCUGAGAUGUUUGAGGAGACAAACCCAUUAGCAAUAGUGCCAGACAACGACCCUCUAGGCCCACUACCAUCACCUCGACGCGCCACCACCACCACCGGUUAUAACGAUUCGGCGAGUGGUGGUGGUAACCACGCGGAGGUGUCGGUGCAUAGGGUGAAGAAGGAGGAGGUGGAGGCGAAGAUAUACGCGUGGCAGAACGCGAAGAUCGCCAAGGUUAAUAACAGGUUUAAGAGGGAGGAUGCAGUGAUCAGUGGCUGGGAGGGUGCUCAAGUUCAAAAGGCUACUUCUUGGAUGAAGAAAGUUGAGAGGAAGCUGGAGGAGAAAAGAGCAAGAGCCCUAGAAAAGAUGCAAAAUGAAGUAGCAAAAGCACACAGGAAAGCAGAGGAAAGGAGGGCAUCAGCAGAGGCCAAAAGGGGAACAAAAGUGGCUAGGGUCCUGGAAAUAGCCAAUCUAAUGAAAGCUGUUGGAAGAGCCCCUACAAAGAGGUCCUUCUUCAAAUUAUAAACAAACCCUACAAAUCUUCAAAGAAAGACUUUUCAAGGACACACUUUAAGUAUUACUGGUAUUUAAUUAGUAACCCCCCACAGUUAUGGGACCCUCCAACUUUUGAAAUGUAGGGUACCCUAUAUGAAGUGGGGCAUAUUCAAGAGUUGCAGCAAGCACUGUGUUGGAAGUCUUUUAGUUUGAAUGUUGAGUGCUUGUUUAGGGCUUCUCUCUGGUUGUGGAAGUGUUGUUAUGUUGUUUGUGCUUAAACUGGGAUUGAUGAGAGGAAGUGUAGGGUACCCUAUAGAAAGUGUGCUAGAGUCUUGAGAAGCUGUGUGGUUGAUGGUUUGGAACCAUUUUUUCUAGUCCUGUACAGUAUGUAUCAUCACAUAUACAUUACCUUUUAAGAUCUUUAGUUUUGUUAA